Messenger RNA from Esox lucius (northern pike), 3138 nucleotides. RefSeq names its product TCDD-inducible poly(ADP-ribose) polymerase (gene tiparp). Gene Ontology annotation, molecular function: NAD+ poly-ADP-ribosyltransferase activity; zinc ion binding. The transcript has 7 exons. The record is from RefSeq and is a predicted model, not a curated record. NCBI's taxonomy places the organism in Eukaryota, Metazoa, Chordata, Actinopteri, Esociformes, Esocidae. The coding region runs from base 297 to 2444 and encodes 715 amino acids.
GCCUCUGGACCGGGUGAGGGGCGCAGUGAGUGGCUGAGAGGAUGAGCACUGCGCGUUCCCUGCAACAGCUGCGAGCUGCCUCUCUCCACCACAGGAGUUGUCGGAAUUGAGCCCGUGGAGAACGACAAAACGGCCGCUUUGUCACAUAUUGCCCCAGUCCAGGACCAGAAGACCAACGCAGAUAUCGCUACAUCCAUGACCGGACAGGGAUUAAGUGGCGAAGGAGACAACUGUACGGAAGAGGUAGAACGGAUUUUACCCAGGACUGUCAGGUUUUAGGAGUGCCCUCGGAGACCAUGGAUAAAACUUUACAUACGCUGCAGAAACCAGCCGACUCAACCGACAAGGUCCUGGACGAUGGAACAGGACUGGCUCUGGAUAUGAGAAUGGGAGACAGGGAAUUCACGGAACAAUCUAUUAGACUUACGGACAAAAUCCCUUUAGUGAAGCCCUACUUCAAAAAGAAACACGGACAGAGGAAACUAGACGCCAAAUGCCUUCGCGCACUAGAGGACCCUAUCCUGACUACAUUAUUGAGUACGGAUUCGCUAGUAACCGGAGAUGGGGUGUUUGUCCCCCGAAACCCUCCGGGAAGAACAGCGGGGAACCUGUGCACUGCGGCUGUGGUCAAACAGGCACGGAUCGGCGGGCCGGUGUGCCUGAAAGACUCAGGAGCUAGCGGUGUAACGGCCAUGAUUACCGGUGACACCGACACGGAUAUGGCUGACACGGAAAUGGCGCAUGCCGCCUCCGAGUUGGACGAGACAGAGGGGGGUUCAACCAAGGUGCCAGUAGAUCUCCAGCGUGUGACAAUAAACCCUAGCGAUCGCCGAUUCCAGCUCAAACUUCCCCCUGGGGCCCGCGAUGUGGCUACGGCACCCCCCACACCAGAUCGGCCUAUCCCUCUAGUAAGCCCUCCACGCGAGGAGGGCAACAAGACGAGUGACCUCUUCGCCUCUGAAGCUUUGCGGGGGGCGAAUUGCCUCUCUAUCAAAGACAGUACGAGCACCCCCCGUCUUCAUGUCGACAAAAGCGAGAUAUUUCAGGAUAAAAGUGAAGAGGCCUCCCUGGAUCUAGUCUUUGAGCUCCUAACUCAGCUCCAAUAUCACACACACCAAGCCGACGCGGUUUCGGUCUGCGUGGAUUUCCUGCAGGGGUUGUGUGUGUAUGGGAGUGACUGCGCGUAUCACCACACUGUGCUACCGUACCACUGGCAGAUCCGCCGGAGUGAUAGUCAAUGCUGGCAAAGCGUGGCGGAUGACUCGCAGGAACAGUUGGAGAGGCUAUAUUGCAAUCCGGACAAUGAGCAAAUCCGGCUCAAGUUUCAGGGACGCGUGUUUUCGUUAGACUUCAGCGCCAUGCGCGUAUGCGACCUGGAGUUCGACCGCGUUAGACGCCUGACGACUCCAUCCAGCCCCGCCGCCCCGGCCACAAACACCACCCCCAGCUGCUACACCGUGUGGAAAUACUACUGCAGAGAUAACUUCGGAUGGAGGGAAUAUUCUGAGCCGGUGGUGCGUCUAAUAGAGGAGGCCAGCGGUCGUGGCCUGAAGGAGGUUCGCUUCAUCACCCUCCAGAACCAGUACAUCCUCAACAUCAGAGAAGGCUUCCAGCAGAACGCCGUUUUUGGCUUCAGGCGGCAGAUCAAGAAACGACCCCUUUUCCUCUCGUCUGUGGUCCUCACGCCUCAUCUACAGACUCUUGGCGGCCUCUCCUCUUCUCUCCCCUCUUCCUCCUCCUCCACAUCCUCCACCUCCUCUUUGGAUCUGUCCAUUUCGCUCCCUCUUUCUCCUACCACCAACCCUCCCAGCGUGUUCCCGGAGACCUGGUUGCCAAUGACGACCAGCCAGGACUUCCUGCAAGUUCCCGUGUCCCGUGACGACCGGAGCUAUCGGACGGUCUACACCCUUUUCCACAAGACCGUGUCCGAAACCAAGUUCCGCAUCCUGAAGAUCCUUCGCGUCCAGAACCCCUUCCUCUGGGAGAAAUACAAGAGGAAGAAGGAGUACAUGUCCCGUCGCCUCUCGGAGAUGGACAGAAUGCUGAGUGAGCGCCACCUGUUCCAUGGCACGUCGACCGACGUGGUGGAGGGCAUUUGCAAGCACAACUUUGACCCGCGGGUCUGCGGGAAGCACGCCACCAUGUUUGGCCAGGGCUCUUACUUUGCCCGCAAGGCUGUCUAUUCGCACAACUUCUCCAAGCGCUCGCCUAAAGGGGUUCACUGCAUGUUCCUGGCCAAAGUCCUUACCGGCAGGUUUACCGUGGGGAACCCUUCCAUGCGCCGGCCGCCCCCACUUAGCCCCCGGGACCCUUCCAGUGACCUGUACGACUCGUGCGUGGACAACUGGGUGGACCCCCAGAUCUAUGUGAUCUUCAAUGACGACCAGAGCUACCCAUACUUCAUCAUCCAGUAUGAAGAAGUUCCCAGCACCGUGGCUAUCUGAGACAAGACUGAACCAGACAAGAAUAGACAAAACAGAUCCAAACAAAACCAUACGGGUCCAGGCAAGACUGGACAGUUUGAGACAGGACAAAACAGAUCUAGACAAGACCAGACAGAUCCAGUCGAGACCGGAUAUAUCCAAACAAGGCCAGAUCCGACAGAACCAAACCAGAAUCAUCAGUUCGUCAUCUAAGGAGUUAACAUCUGACACCCAAGCCCAGGAACUACUAAAAAUGUUUUAUAUAUUUAACAUGACUCCUCAAACCCCCUUAUGCCGGCAGCUCCAGUUUGUGUGCUGUUGGUUAAAAGCCCUACCUUACGGGGCAGCCAUUCCGAAACCAUUUAAACUGGACAGUGGAUGGAAUUUCCUUUGGACCCAAUGCUGUGCAAAUGGACAUUUGGGUCCCAGUUGGGACAGAACAGUGGGAUGUGACACUGAGAGUCAGUGCUGGAGUAACAGCAUAACGUUUCUGUUUAAAAACCAAACCCUCCCUUAAGUCCCCCAUCUCUCUUUAUAAGGCCACCCCGCCUCUCUCCGUCAGAGAGCAGACACGUUUGGUUGGAGAAGAUGUACAUACAUUCUCCUUGUUUAUAUUUGAAAUGUGUGCCUUUUGUCCAUAAAAAUGUUUAUUUAUGUUAGUUAAUGUAACAUUGAGUAAAUAAAGAAUUUAAAAGAGAAAAAUCACAGAACUGUC